AUGGCUAAGGAUAUUGAAAUCUCUACUGCAGAGGCCCAGUUCAUUGUUGGUGCCUUAAAAGAGAGGUACAGGCUUGAUGGAAGAUCAUUUGAUGAGUUCCGUGAAGUAAAGAUAAAAUUUGGUAACGAAUACGGAGAUGUGAUGGUGGAGAUGGGAGAGACUAAGGUCCAUGUGAGAAUCAGUUGUCAGGUGACCCAACCAUAUGAAGAUAGACCAUUUGAAGGCCUAUUCCUGAUAUCAACAGAAAGUACACCGAUGGCAGGUCCUCAAUUUGAAAAUGGUACAAAUACCAGUGGUGAUGAAGUAUUAAUCUCAAGAAUCAUAGAGAAAGCGAUUAGGAGAUCAGGUGCUCUGGAUGUAGAGGGGCUUUGUAUUGUUGCAGGAUCCAAAUGUUGGGCCGUCAGAGCAAAUGUUCAUUUUUUGAACUGUGAUGGUGGAUUUAUCGAUGCAUCGUGUAUUGCUGUUAUAGCGGGAUUAAUGCAUUUCAAAAAGCCUGAUAUCACGGUACAUGGUGAGAAAGUCAUUGUCCAUCCACUCGAUGAAAGAGAACCUGUUCCACUGGGUAUACUGCACAUCCCAAUUUGUGUAACUUUUUCAUUUUUCAAUCCACAAGACACUGAAGAAAAUAUCAAAGGUGAAAGCAACCAAGAAAUUGCUAUUAUUGAUGCAACUCUGAAAGAAGAACUGCUCAGAGAUGGUGUCUUGACGGUGACGUUGAAUAAGAACAGAGAAGUGGUACAAGUUUCCAAAGCCGGUGGGUUACCAAUGGAUGCUCUGCAGCUCAUGGAAUGUUGCCACAAAGCAUACAGUAUCAUAGAAAGGAUAACGGAUCAAAUAAUAAACCAAAUCAAAGAAGACUACAAAGAAAGGGAAAAAUACAAGGCAUUGUUGAGUUCAGAAAAUGCUCGUGAUGCCUCAUAA
This is a messenger RNA of Kazachstania africana CBS 2517, 921 nucleotides long. RefSeq names its product exosome non-catalytic core subunit RRP45 (gene RRP45). The record is from RefSeq and is a predicted model, not a curated record. NCBI's taxonomy places the organism in Eukaryota, Fungi, Ascomycota, Saccharomycetes, Saccharomycetales, Saccharomycetaceae. The transcript has a single exon. Gene Ontology annotation, biological process: U5 snRNA 3'-end processing; TRAMP-dependent tRNA surveillance pathway; U1 snRNA 3'-end processing. The coding region runs from base 1 to 921 and encodes 306 amino acids. Gene Ontology annotation, cellular component: cytoplasmic exosome (RNase complex); nuclear exosome (RNase complex).